Messenger RNA from Cyclopterus lumpus (lumpfish), 12533 nucleotides. RefSeq names its product creb3 regulatory factor (gene crebrf). The record is from RefSeq and is a predicted model, not a curated record. Gene Ontology annotation, biological process: response to unfolded protein; regulation of transcription by RNA polymerase II. The transcript has 11 exons. The coding region runs from base 403 to 2640 and encodes 745 amino acids. Gene Ontology annotation, molecular function: DNA-binding transcription factor activity, RNA polymerase II-specific; RNA polymerase II transcription regulatory region sequence-specific DNA binding. Lineage: Eukaryota; Metazoa; Chordata; Actinopteri; Perciformes; Cyclopteridae. Gene Ontology annotation, cellular component: nucleus.
GGUCGGGCAGUCACGCGCUCUACAGCAACCCGUCAGGAAGAAGAAAAACAAAACAAACCCGAGAGAGAACUGUAACAGCGUGUGGACUCCAUUGAAAAGAGGAUCCUAUUAUUUCCAACACGGGGACAUACACGAGGUCCGAAACGAAGCGAGACGUGUGCACGGGCGUCCCAAAAACCUGAAGCAUACCAAGAACCACACCAGACCACAACAGACCAGACCAGGUUGAGCCCAACUAUUGACACCCUCCCUUUCCCCUCCCCCUCAGCCUUGAAGGCUGCAGCCACCAGAUCUCUCCUUUUAGCAGUAACUUAUUGCUGCUGAUCGGACAACCUCAGGCCUCCGGAACAGGACAGGAGGCCCAGAGGUUCCCUUAGCUGGAGCUACAAACUGUGCUUUGCUAUGCCUUUGCCCAGCCUCAGUGGUAUGGAGCCUCCCUUUGCUGAUGCUUUUCAGAACUACUCCUUCGCUGAUCAGGCCCUCACCAGCACUGAGUUGCUCGCCAGCAGCUCUGACCCAGAUUUCAUGUACGAACUGGACAGAGACAUAACCCACCGGCAGAGUCCCUGUCGGGACAGCAUCACGGGGGUCGCAGACGGAGGAAAGGAAGUGGAGGGCUGUUUGGAUCAGCUCAUGGUUCUGGGCGAGAGUGAGACCGUCUGCAGCAGCCCAGCAUUCGAACAGUGGGACUCCUACUGGGAAGAUGUCAACAGAUACACACGGCUGGCCAGCUGUGACAUCUGGGGCACCAAAGAGGUAGAUUUCCUUGGAUUAGAUGACUUCUCUAGUCCCUACCAGGACGAGGAAGAGAUUGGUAGAACCCCGACGCUGGCUCAGCUCAACAGCGAGGAUUCGCAGCCUGUGUGUGAGGUGUUGUACCCACCUGCUGACCUGUUGAUGUCUGUCCCUCAACCUCAGCUCUCCCAGCUUCCCUGUCACAGUAGGAGACACCUGGUCCCUGGCCAGGGAUUGGGCCCCGGAUCUGCACGGCCCUCCCUAAGCUUCACAUCCUCUUUCCGUCCUUCCCGCAGCUUUCUCCCAGACUUUCCUGAAAGCUCCAAAAAAGCCACCAGACCUGUCCCCUCCAGCACUGAGACUAUGGCCAAGAACCAGAAUCUCCUCAGUCUCACAAAGGACCACGGCCAAGCUGAAACCAGGCCCCAGUGGCGAGGAACCAAGAUGGCAGCCCCAACUUCUGACGGCACUAACUUUGUGUGGAAGGCUAAAGUCUGUAUGAGUGCUGUGCAUAAAACUCAGCCCGAUAUGCCCUCCCAGACAGAUUUUGAGAAGUCAGGUCCCCCUCCACCUCUAUCCCAGCCAGAAGACGAGAAGGCCUGCACUUCAGCGAGCGCCACCUUGGUGGUAAUUCCUGUUUCUGCAGCCAGUGGCUCUGCCAGCCUGACGAGCUUUGAGAGGAAGGAGAUGCCUGUAGUAGGCUGGUCUGCCAGUGUGCCCCGGAUGGUUGAGGCGGGCCAGACCCUGGAGGGCAGCACCUCUGGGCUGGUCAGCAGCGGCGAUAGCAUGGCAGGGGCUAGCGGCGAUAGCAUGGCAGGGGCUAGCGGCGAUAGCAUGGCAGGGGCUAGUGGCGAUAGCAUGGCAGGGGCUAGCGGCGGUGGCAGCGGUCUGGCUGACGAGGGUGCGGAGAAGAGCAAGGAAGAGGAGCACAACUACUCUCUGUUCUUGACCCGCAGCAAGCUGGCCGGCAGAGGGGAGGAGGAGGAGGAGGAGGAGGAGGAAGAAGAUGAAGAGGAAGAAGACGACGAGGAAGAUGCGGAAGAGGAGGAAGGCGAUGGGCUUGAGUUGGAUGACGAAAACCACGAUGAGGGUUUCGGCAGUGAGCACGAGCUGUCUGAGAAUGAGGAGGAUGAGGAUGAGGAGGAGGAUGAAGACUACGAAGCUGACAAGGACGACGACAUGAGUGAUGCCUUCUCCGAGCCAGGCUGUGACAUGGAGCUAAUGGAGGACAUAAAAGGCCUGACGGCAGGAGUCUCCAGCCGGAAGAGAGGCAAACGUCGCUACUUCUGGGAGUACAGCGAGCAGCUCACCCCCUCCAAACAGGAACGUAUGCUUAAGCCGUCUGAGUGGGACAGACACACGCUACCUAGCAACCUGUACCAGAAGAACGGGCCUCUCCAUGGAAAGUAUAUGCUGAAGAAGUCUCGCCGCACAGACGUGGAAGACCUGACCCCCAAUCCACGCAAGCUGCUGCAGAUUGGCACCGAGCUUCGUAAAUUGAACAAGGUGAUCAGCGACUUGACGCCCGUCAGUGAGCUGCCGCUGACCGCACGGCCACGGUCACGCAAGGAGAAGAACAAGCUGGCAUCCAGAGCUUGUCGUUUAAAAAAGAAGGCCCAGUAUGAAGCAAACAAGGUGAAGCUCUGGGGACUGAGCACGGAGUACGAUCGGCUGCUCUUUGUGAUCAAUGCCAUCAAGGAGGAGAUAGUUGCCCGAGUGGAGGAUUCUUCUCCGCGUCCGACCAACAUGGCCGACACUCUGGAGCAUCUCAUCCAGGACACACUCGUGGCAUCACCUGUUGCUGGGCAGACUUCAGAUUUUGUCAACAAGAUCUUGGAGAACACAGGACGUGGUGAUCCUACCGGCGGACUGGUCGGCCUGCGAGUCCCGACCUCCAAAAUGUAGACAGACUGAGAGCAGUGGACUAAAUAUUUCCACAGUGCUGUCACAUUGUAACUAUGCUCCCUGCUGCAUGCCCCCUCCAACCCAGAGUACAUACACAUUGUUAGUCACACAAACACACAUACCACUCCCUGUGUGUAUGUAUGUGUGCUUGUUUUAGCCAUGCACCUAUAUGGCAUACACCUUAGCUUACUGUCUCUGCAGAGACAGUGUGUCACUGUCUCCCAACCCAUCGUCAGCCUCUGUUGGGAAAAGCACCUCUAAAAGCAGGGGAUGGUUAGGUGUAUAGCUAAUAGCACGUCCUAAAUCCACUGGUGACUAUUAGAUGUGUUUAACAUAGUGUUGUAUAGGGUUGAUUCUGUCGGAGGUCUGCUUCCAGUGCUGACACGAAGACAGUCCCACGAGUGUAACCACUGGAAUACUUUCACAUAGUUCAUUUGAGGUUGUAAUGAUAGAGGAAGAAUUGUUACACGUCAGAUACCAUCAAAGAUUGAACACGUUUCCAGUUAUCAUUUCCUAGAAGAGGCUCACCUAACGUGGCAACACAAAUUAACUCCAAGGUGUUGAAUUGAUCCACAGCUUUGGUUGCCAAGACAGCUGCGGAGAAAUAAAAAAAAAUAAAAGAAGGGUGCUCCGAGGUGUUUUGGGGUGGCAGGAAGUAUUUUGUAUUGAAGGCCUAAAUAUGUUCAUGCCAUCCCCUGUUUGCCAAUCAGGUCUGCUGUUGCUAAAAUGUAGGAGUUCACUUUGAUCAAAGUAAAGCUCGAAACAAAAAAGCAAUAGAAGCUUAAAGUCAAAAUUCGACUUAGACGAUUAAGCGACAGACAUCCUGCAGUUCGCGACAGGCAGGAGGAAGCUUAAUGCCUCAUUUUGACUAUGUUAACUUAAAGGGUGGUUGGCCAUGUGGAGUGGAAGGGAAUGUAGUUUGGUGCUUUUGGCCUUGUGCUGGUUAUAACUGGACCGGGUGAAACGGGCAUUUUGCCAGAAUGGGAGCAGACUGUGAGGAAGAUAAUUAUGGUGGUGAUGAAGAUGACAAACAGUGAUCGAUCUCUUCUAGGAAACUGUACAUAAAAGUGUCUCCCAGUGAAAAACGGCACUGGCUCCUCUUUUUGUACAGUAGAGAUGUUCAUACUAGUGUUUGAUCAGAGUUCUAUUCAUUGUGCCUUGUGUAUGUAUGCGUGUGUUUCUGUAAGUCUGAGUGAGUGCAUGAGAGGGACUGACCGAGAAGAGGUGAUGGGUCUGAACUCCCCGAGGUCCAGCCAAGGAGCGGACAGCUUUACACUGAGGGAGAUUGUUGGUGGAUGCGAGGAGGGAGACAACUGUGGGUUUUGUUGUGUUUUUCAGUUGUCUAAAGAUAUUCUGAAUGUACAAAAAUAAGUGGAAGCUCUCGUUGCGCCAUGCCACAGAGUCUGUGUAUAUAGGAGGGCUCCGCAAUGGAUUAUUUUAGUUUUUUGGUACCUUGUCUUUAGGGAUCGGGGAGGGUUAACAGAUAUUUUCGUUUAGAGUUACAAAAAAGAUUUGCACACUAUAUUUUGAUUGUUUUUUGUACCAAAGACACAUGCAACGAAAUGGCGACCAGCCAGUUAAAGUAAGGUUUUGCACAGCUUAACUGACACCGUAUUGAAUGUAAGAAAUGUGGGAGGGUCAGGGAACUUCAUAGAACUGUGAAAUUAGCUUGGGUCCAAUUCUGUACAGAAAAGGAACAUUCAAUUAUUUUUUUAAGAAUAUGAAAAUUAACUCCAUCUGUGGGCUUCUCCAGUAGAUGUGUGGCUUAGCAAGCACUUAAUUCCUGAACUUGUUCCUCCCUCCACAUGCUAAUUGUUUUUAUGGCGCUAUUUAGGACAAAAACCAAGAGCGCUAGUAGAUAAGCUAUGUUACAUUUUUGUUUGUCAAAAUGUCACCAACAAUAACCAAAACAUUUUGUUCCUGGUGUCACUUGUUUGAUUUCUGUAUGUAGAUGAGGUCUCGUCCAUCAACAGAAUAUUAACUGAGUUGUGUUUUAAAGUACUGUCUAUAGAAACAUUAAUGCUAUCUAGCAAUGGUGAAAUGCCACUUUUCAUGACAAUUUAUUAAUUUUUAAGCAUGACACAUUUCUAAAUCCUAUCCUUGCAUCGAGUAAGUUAGAGGGGGAAAAAAAGAGAAAAAAAACACAACAAAAAAAAGUUAUUGUUAUAUUUUUGUACUUUAGCUGCCUGCUAUCUUUCCUGUUGGUUUGGAAAUAUUUGAGUAGAGAUGAGGAGGAAAAGAGGAGACCGGUCUUAAAGAGCAGUCAAUUGAUCUUAUAUGUUUGAUAUAUAAACUGGCACCUGACCCUUUCGCUAUCAUUUACUGGUUGAGGGAUUUACAGAGAAUCCGGACUGCAUUCAUUUGAAACACAAUGCAGCAACGCCAUGGUGCACUUUGAGUUGUCUAUAAAGCGAAUGAGGACCUGCUGUCCUUAGCAAGGACAGGGGCAUGUCCAGGAAAGCAAGAAACUCAGAGGACAGCAUGGAGAUGUGAGGGCAGUUGCUGCAUGAAAGCCAAAGCCAUUUGAGUGUUUCCCAGAUUGAUCUGGAUUCAGCACUGUGCAUUGUGUUCACCCUUUUCCCACAUAUUCCCUUGAACAUGAAACCAGUUGAAUUUUGCAUUUCCUGGGAUUGACAUCGCUGCCUUUGAGGCUGGCCUUACCUUCGGUCCUCAGCUCACAUCCUUCCUGACCAGUCGCAGCCUCAAAUAAUAUCUUUCUUCCCCAAAACAUGCAGAGUUACAAUACCCAGGCCACAGAUUGGUAGCAUGCCCAACCUUUAGAAAUGCAUGAUGCCUGUAUGCUGGCCUUCCUGCUGCCUCCUCAGAGGAAACGCCGACAUUCCCAGGAAUUUUAAAAUUCAACCAGAGUUCUCUGUCAGCAGGCGAAUACAAACAAAAAGUACAUGUGUGACGAGGCUGAAUUCAGGUUAGUUUGAAGUGAGGAAAGUACUCCUUCACAGACAGAACUCUGAUGUCUGGUGAUGGCGAUGCAGAGCUGUGGUCUCUCUGUACUGUGUGAUUGAAUAACAGCUAGUGCUGCAUAUAUAUAUAUUUUUACCGAUUUGUUUUCCGUCUAAAAAGGGAGAAAUGGUGCUUUUUUCUGAAACUAGGAUGAUGAGUAUCCAUGAUUCUUAUUCGACUUCUUAGUGCUAGUUGUAGCCUAAUGACUUGCCCUCCCCGACCGUCCAUAGCUAUUUUCUUAGGAGUGAUUCAUUUUUGUAAAUAGAAUAUAAGUUGAUAUGUACCUUCUAAAUGUUAGAUAUAUGUAUAGAAUACUCUAUCUUAUAUGUUUGAAAACAAAAGCACUUUGUCCAAAAAAGGAAAAAAACAAACAAAAAGAAAGCAUUUUUUUUCUUCCAUUUGCUGCUAAAAGGCCUGGUGUGAAUGCUGCAAGUGUACUUGAUGACUACUUGCCAGGAUAGGUCUAUCACCUGACUUGGCUAGGUCUAUAAACUAGCAAGGAAUAGGUGUACGGUCUGACGAGGGUUGGGUCUAAAUGUAAUGAUAUGAGGUGCUGUAUGAGCAUGUAUCACUGCUUGGCUCUGGGAAGCCCAGACAGGAUAGAUUUAUUUCCUGGUCAGGAACCGUGUGGAUAGUGUGUUUGUGGUCUUAUAAAAAAAAAAGAGGGUUUUGAUUCCAGGGCCCCUACGUUGGUCUUGAUGCUGACCCCCUUGGCGUCAUGAUCCAUUUGCCUUCAGUAGAGGUUUCCUAUGGAAAAAUUGAUUCUGCUUUGGCUUCCUCUUCAGGGUGAUGUACAGUGUGACACAUUUCUCCAGAGAGCUAUAUUGUUAUCAUUUGUAAACUGAUUUCUACUUGUGACUUAAUGAGGAGGGGAUUUAGCCCGAGGCGGCCAGGAAGAGCCCGUUUUAAAGAUGCUGUUCCGGGCCGCCUUGGGGGAGGUUACUAUAUCACUGUACUGUAUGGCAAGCCAGUUACAAAUGGAGACUCAAUCCGGACACUUAAUGCCUUUUUGAACUUUGAACUUACACACAAAACAAAUAAUUACUUAGCAGACAUGUCAGUUGCCAAGGGGUGUGCCUGAGGUUUAUGACAUUGUUCGGCCAAUAUAUUGUCAACGACAACAAAACCAUUCAGCCCGAUUGGCUCAAAACAACCUUGACUGAAGUAGCAGACGUGGUGAAAUAGGUCUGAAAAAUGGCUUCAAAACGUUGAACUUCUUGUGCUCAGUUGUAUCUUUUAGGACAACUUUUGAAGCAUUUUUUUCAACUACAAUUUUACCCAGCUCUGGUAGGGGGUCGAUAGUGGUUAAAGAGCCACUGGUUGGCCAAUAGUAGACCAGCUCAGCGGAGUGCGAGUGCGAGUGCGAGUGCGAGUGCGUGUGCGUGUGCGUGUGUGUGUGUGUGUGUUUUGUAGACGAUCACAAAGCUGAAUCGAGAUAGAGUCCUCACAGGUUUUUACAUUUAACAUGAUAGGUGCAAGCUGUGCAACUUUACAUUCAGACCAGGAGACUCUGUGGCAUUUUAAUAGUCAAGGAAAUGAGUGAAAAUGCACGCCAGUAAAACUAUUCCUUAUUCUUUUUAUUUCUGAUGACAUAAAUCCUAUACUGUCAACUAUUAAGCUAAUAUAGUGUGUAACUUUGUGCUCCUCUUGUCCAAUAAAAGCUAAGUGGAUCCAUAAAGCUCUUCUUCAGCACAUCAGGGUAAUAUCGUUCUAUCUGACAUAUGUGAUGACUUAUAAAAUCAAAAGAAAUCUAUAUUUAUGUAUUCCAAUUAUUGUCGCCAUUCUUUACUCUGUACAAAAUAUUUUGUGCGUGUGUGUGUUAUGAAUUGUCAAUGUCAAUCAAUAUAGUGCAAUGCUCGCUACACAACCUUAAAAAAGGCCAAUAGACUUGGCACAAUAAUUUACAAAGUUUCUCCGCUUUCUCCAAAUAGGUAUUCAAACAUACACAACCUGCAACAUUUCCCUCUCGCAAAAGGAUUUUACUCUGAUUUCCCGCCAGGAUCUAACUGGGGUUUGUCACAUGGUGCUGAUUACUUUUCCAAGAAACCAUCCAAUAAUGAAAAUGGCAUAUGUAUUGGAUCCACUCACACAGAGAACAUGCGAUUAUUGUUCUCAAUAACUGUCAUCGGACACUUCCCCCACUGAUCAUUUGCAUUGAACUGUCCCUGUUGGACCAAUCAGAGGAAUAUUCUUACUCUUCUCAACAGCAGAAUGGUGAUUGCUUUAUUAUUGAGCUGUAUGGUUGCUAUUGUUGGGUAUACCACAUUUUGUAUGUACAAUUCAGACUCCUUGAUUUGAUACCAUUGCCCAAAGUCACAGAGGAUCUUUAUUCCAUCUGAGAGGUACAAAACAUUCACUUUUGAUUUAAGUAGCAAGUGGAAUUUUCUUCUCAUGUUAAAAUGUUGACGUUGAGAGAGGAAAUAUUUGGUAAUGCUUUUAUUUCAUCAUUGUUUUUGUAGUUUUAGAAUAAUUUCAAAGAAGUUUCUUUUAAAGAGAUUUGCAGUUUAGUAAUGUAACUUAAAAUGAAUCGAUUUGAGUUUUAGUCCGUGCAAAGGGCUGAACACGCCAAAACAUGCAAUUCAACAUGAAUGGAGAAUAAGUUUAUUUUGUAUAAUAAGUUUAUAAUUACUCUAUGUUAAAGGGACAGGUGUCACCUCAGCUCUAUCCUCAGCUCUAUUGAGCAUUUGAGUGUCUUUCAGCUCGCUUGUUGUUGGGCCAGCAACUUAGUCUGAUAUCAUCAAAAACCCACUGUACACUUCCUGCUCCGCACCAAACAGUGGAUAGUUAGCAAUAUAGUGAGUGAAUAUAGCGGAACAUUUAGCAGCUAAAUAUCCAGGUAUUUCACCCAGGAGUUGGUGGAGACCAAAAGCAGAGUUUAAAAAAAGAGUGUAUAUUGGACUUACUUUCAACAGGUUGCCUGAAACAGGAGUACAGGGCUGUUCGAUAACAUGUUAGCCACAACAACAAAGUGAAAAGGAAUCAAGAAACUUCUUAGGAAGUUAUUAGGAAAUUACAAAUCUGUAAUAUGAGUGCCACCAAAUAUUAUCGUCUCAAUAAAUUGGGUUUGUAAAAAAGAAAAGAAAAAGACUUUACCUCCUGUUGGCUGUGGUGUCAGAUCUCAGAGUCUGGUUUUGAGUUUCUUUCGGGGGCUUUUCAAAUUUGUCCUGUCUUGUUCGGACCCAUGUGGGCUACCCUGCUUGUCAAAACACCUCAUAUUCAGAGGCUGUGUACUCACUAACCUGCACAUUUUGUUCCUACAGAAUACAAACAGAAAUGUACUCUGUUAAAAAAAAAAGACGGAGUAGGAAUAAUGUUUCUGCAUGACGAUUUCCUGCAAAGUACUGAUGGAAUCAAAUAAUGUCUGGAAUUCUUUGCAGAUCGUGAAACGAUUUGUCCGAUCAAUGGAAAGGUUCUCCAUUGUUUCUGCACUCUGUCGAAUGAUUUCACACUUGCUGCUAUUGAACGAGCACAAGAGUUUUUGGUUCAGUGUCCAUGACAUAAUUAGAGUAUUUUAUUACCACACACCCUGUUUUUUUUUUUUUUUUUUACACUUUUUUCCAACGACAACCAACAGUGUUACUCACCUUGCACUUGUUUUUUUGAAUAUGAUGCCUGCUGAACCAGGUGCCUUAAUCAAAUAUAUGAGAACACAAAUCUGCACCUUCUGUCAGUCUGGAGGGGAUUCCCUACAGAAAUAAGGGACCGGGUUUCCCAAAACCUACACUUGAAGUACACAAAUGAAAUGAAAACCUAAUUUUAAUCCCAAAUCAAUAGAUUUUGUCUAAUAAGCAGCCUUAAACAGCCGAUAUGCUGUUUGUCGUGUCUGCAAUGGAUUUACCUUUUUAACGUGGAACUGAAGAAGAACAUAAAUUCAAACUCUAAAUUGAUGUUUUGGGAAACCUGGUUCUGUCUUUUAACUCUUUCUCUGCCCACUACGCCACGUUAUUGUGUUUUGUGUAUUGGCUGCUGCUGCUAUAACCGCUGGUGUGUCCAUGUAGAGAAGAGCAAACUCCCUCUGUCUGAGGCAGAGAGACACUUGGGCCUGCUUUUUUACCUAGUCAAUUAAAUUGCAUUCUUCUUCUUCUGUGGUUUUUGACAUGGAGCACCGUGUUGCCGCCUCUUUUUCGAGAAAAACAAAACGAAACUAAAAAGCAUAAAACAGAAUUUUCCGUUUCUUAACUUUGUUAUUAUAAAGUGCCAGACCGUCCUUGAAGUCAGUGUUGGCACUGAGUCGCAGGGUGCGAAUGAAGUGACAAACUGAGCAUCGAGGCAAACUGUGGUGCUAAUCUGUCAGUGGCUGGGUGCUAACAUGGCUGUGUUAAAAAGCAGUUUUAGCCAUAUUAUUCCUUCUGUCGACGACUCUAGUCAGUGCUGUGUUUCUGACUGCUGCACUGCUGUAUGCUGACAUAGCGAGGUAUAACGCUGCUGCUUUGCUGAUGAAUGUAGACUAGUCUUCCUCAGCAGGAUCAUAAAGACAGACGUGAGUGUCUGGUUGUACAGAGGUCAGAAUCCAGAAAGAUAAUGAAUGUUGUAUCUUUAUAUGGCGCUGUCCUGCUUGUGUAUGUUUAAACUUUUUUAAAAUAUAUUAUCAAUAAUAUGUUUGAUAUUUAUGCUCUGACUCUGUUGCACGUUAGACCCCUAAAUUAUAUUUUGUUGCGUAUUUUUCCAAUCCCAGUGUUCAUACCAUUUGUUUGAUAUUUAUUUGUUUUGUCCUGUUAAUUAACAUGUAAGGAGACAAUUUGUUGAAACUAGAUUUAAUAGUUUUUCCACUGAAACAGGCUUUACCAGGAGUCAUAGACUUCACGGCGUUCAUAAACCUGAAUCAAAGUCACAAUGAAAACAGUUUUGUUUUUUUACUUAACUUGCUUCAUUAUGCCAUUUUAUACAGCUGUAUAUAACUACAUCAUUAACUAUAUUUAAUCAUUAUAUAUCUCUAAUAAAACCUCAUGUAGAUUUAUUUUAAAUCCUGCUACUGCACUUUGGAGAUGGUUAUAAUAUGAUAUAUAAAUGGUUCUAAAGACAAUCAAUAAUUCAUGUUUAAUUAGACAGAGUGCAUCAAUAAAAACUUUUGACAACGGAGAUAUUACAAAUCAUAAAAAUCUGUUAUCAACAGAUAAUUAAUAUAGAUAUAUAAAUACCCAAAAGAGACAAUAUUUGUAAAUCACGUGCAAAAUCCUACUAAAACCAAAGUCUUUGAAGGCACAUGAAGCGGAUACUCCAGUUAUUGGGAGUGAUGCACACAUACGGGAAGAUGAACAAGAAAUAUUGUCCUGUGUGUGGACGCGUGUGUUGGCUCAGUGCAAACAGGAUAUGAUAUCAAUAAGCUGAAAGUAACGCACAGACUGCACCGAUUUGGCCACGAAACGUACAAUAUGUCAUAAUAAAUCAUUUGUAUAAAUUAGAUCAAAUUACCACACAUAGCGGCGUCAGUUCAUGCCUGUCUCGCCCUCAGUAAUCUAUGACUUUCCACCGGUUAAAGGAAGCAAGAUGCGGUCAGAGCUGUGGUUUCAUUGUGACUUUGAUUAAGCACAUUGAGCGUUCUGUCAUUGAAGGCUUGAGGCGGUCAGGCGGGGCCAGUAGAGCCCCACACCAGACUCACCGGGUCAGCAAAGAGAACCUCUUCUUGACACAACUCUUCUUUUGUCGUGCCUCUGGUCCGAGGUUCGGGUGCUCCACAGCUUGGAAGCUUGGGUUUAGGAGUCGGCUCGCCUGCUCUCUGACUUUGGUGGGAAAAUGUAAACAUUUGAUCAGUUUUCUGGGAAAACUUCACCACUGCGCCAGAGAUGUUUCGCCCCCUUCUGGGUGCUUUUUUUUCUUUUCAGAAGGGCUUUGGUUCGCAGUUGUCUUGUCAGGGAGCUCCUGAUAUUAGCCAGGGGCCACUAAAGGCUGGUGGGCAGAGACCCCUCAUCCUCCCCUUCAAUGAAUGAUCGGGGGAGGGGAGUCAUUUCCUCUUCUGCAGACUGAUCUUAUUGAAGCAAACGGCAACAAAACAUCCUUCAUAAUAUAAACAACCCCUCUUUUCAUAUCUACACGCGUCAUCAUACACCACUGCAGUGAUUUACAUCUCCUUCCAGAUUUACCAAAAUGCAUGAAGAGAGACAGAGACAUUUAACAAACAGGAAAUGCUUAUCCUAAAGCAUACGUUCUGUUUCUUUAUUUUUAUUUCUUCAAUUUUGAUAAUCAAGACAGAGAAAUUAUUUUAUAGUCAAAUCCAUGCAAGUUCAUGUCGAGGAUGUAGAUGGUAUCGGUCAUUCUGAGCUCCACAGCUACAUGCCAUUGUUAUGAUGCUUCUGGUCUUGUAUGGUAACUUAUUGGACUAGAUCAACAGCAUGGGAUCUUUCUGUAGUUAGUCCUGUGUGUGUUCCUCUCCCCAGUCUCAGUAGGAAGGCUGUACUUCAUUGCUAAGUGCUCUAUAAUAGAUCUCUUGGUGAUUAUAAUUUCUUUAAGAAGCAACACCUGCAGAAAGUGUAUCCUGCUGAAACUAACUUGAUCCUCUCUUUAGCAAUGACGUCUAUAUUUGUAGUUCACAUAUAUGCCUGUUCGAAUACAAUAUCUUGACAGUUGUUAUAUUUAUGUUGUGUAAUAAAUGUUGUGCUGGGUUUUUACUUUUGUUUUAUCUAACGUUUUCUUGUUUUUUUGUUUUUUGGAUGCACAGUGAGGGGGGGGGGGGGGGGGCUUUAUGCACAGUCAUGGAAAUCUAAAAGAUGAUUUUUUUUUUAAUUUAUAUUUGGGUUUGUACAUUAACAACUCAUUCUGUUUCAGAGCUUCUGACAGUUUUGUCUGUGGCUGUUGUGUUAUUGUGCCUCUUUAUUUUUCUUUCUUUUUUAAACCAUUCUUUCUCUGAGUUGGUACCACAGCUCUGCUUGUAACCACAAUAGUCUGAUUAUGUUUAUUGAUUUUAAUAUCAAAAUAAUAAAACCAUUAGCACCCCA